This is a messenger RNA of Candidula unifasciata, 1425 nucleotides long. NCBI's taxonomy places the organism in Eukaryota, Metazoa, Mollusca, Gastropoda, Stylommatophora, Geomitridae. The record is from the annotation of a GenBank genome assembly.
UGUUACAUCUUGAAGAACAGACUAACAGGGUUGCUAACUCGAGGCUGUUUCCUGUCUGUGGAGCAAUCAUUGAUGAGCUGUCACUCCAAUGCUGAGGCAGGCUACUUCAAGUGCUGCCAGGGACACAUGUGUAACCUCAACAUGACGGUGGAACCACCCUUGGGGACAGAUAUAGGUCAUUUGAUGCUGACACUGUUGAUCACAGCAUCAGUUGCAUUGUCAGCCUGCGUGAUCAUCGUGGCCUCAGUUUACCUGCUACACAGACACAUUCGAAGACAGAAGUCAGAUAGGCUGUUGCUGACCCCAGAGGUCAAACUACUUGAUGACGACAGCUUGUACCGCAGCUUCCAUGAUGGCUCAAAACAGGAUCAGUGGUCAUCGGGUAGUGGGUCAGGCCAGCCAACUUUAGUUCCACGGACUGUCGGGAAGCAGGUCACCCUCCUUGAAAGGAUCGGCAAAGGCAGAUUUGGAGAAGUGUGGCGAGGAAAGUGGCUGGAUGAGGAUGUUGCCGUGAAGACGUUCUCGUCGCUGGAUGAGAUCAGCUGGAAGCAGGAGACAGAUAUUUAUAACACAGGAAUGUUGCAUCAUGAGAACAUUCUCGGCUACUACGCUUCUGACACUGUGGGCAUACUCUCCUGCACGCAGAACUGGCUUAUCUUGCAAUAUCAUCGUAACGGCUCAUUAUACGAUUAUCUUCAGCAAAGUGAUAUUGACAUUGAGGAGAUGCUGCUGCUGGCUCAUUCAGCGGCUGCAGGCCUGGCACAUCUGCACACGGAGAUCAAAGAGGGAACAGGCAAACACGAGAAGCCAGCGAUUGCUCAUAGAGACAUCAAAUCCAAAAAUAUCCUGGUCAAGGACAAUGGACAGUGUUGUAUUGGUGACCUUGGCCAUGCUGUCAGGAACAGUCAUCUAACCUCGGAUACAGAGGCUGGUCGACUGCUGGUGGGCACAAAGCGCUACAUGGCCCCCGAAGUUCUUGCCGAAACUCUAAACACUGAAUCAUUCGAGUCCUUCAAGUGUGUGGAUGUGUACGCGUUUGGUCUGGUGCUGUGGGAGAUAGCAAGAAGGGCAAGACCAUUUGCCGAGGAGUACCGAAUUCCAUUUUGGGAUCUAGUGCCUGCAGACCCAAGUUUUGAAGACAUGAAAAGAGUUGUAGUCCUUGAGAAACAGAGACCGCCUAUUCCCAACAGAUGGUCCCAAGAUCCACUCAUGUGUGAAGUUGCUAAACUAACGUCUGGCUGCUGGUCGCACAACCCCAAAGUCCGGCUAACACUUCUUCGAGUUAAAAAGAACUUGUACAGUCUGCUCAAGUCCACAAGCGGGCAUCACGUGGAGAAGAUGGAGAAGCUCUCUCCCAGAUUUCUCGAUGGCAGCAGCAGAAGUAGCUCAGGGAACAGUUCCUGCAAUUUUAGUGGCCAUUUAUAG